GGCAGCGUUGGCUGAACGUGAUCAUGUUCCAUCCUAUGUCUUCCUCAUGCGCAGCCCAGCGGGAAAACCAGACGAGUCGUGAGCCGAGAAUUCGCCGACGUAGGCAUGACUUUCGAGUCAAGCUUUAACCUUCAACCUUCACACAUCGGGUGGUAAUGGGUCUAUCAUGAUAUUGCAUCGUCGAUCUAGCACUAGUUAAAUUUCUUCCUAUCCACUCCAAGUGGCGCGCAAAGGAGUCCUUCAAUCCGUUGACUUCACAACACGGGUGCACAUUUUGGCGAGUUCCAUCGCCGACAAAGAACCCUUGCGAAACUCCCGCUCGCUGGCAUCUAUUCUCGUGAAGACGUCAGCUGCCCUAUCACGAGUUGUGACCUAUUGGUACCAUGGAUUGGCCUACAAACUUAUAAAUUUACCAUUCUCUACGAUGGGUAUUUUCAGGUCCUCAUCAUGCAUUACAACUACUUGACCACGUUUGUUGCUGCUCUUUGGCUUACCACGCUGAGUUUGCAAAAUGUUCAGGCGAGACACCGAGACACAAUAGCACCAAACCCUGCUAAUGGACAUUGGGUUGACACUUGGACUGCUAUGCCACAGUUGACCGAGCCAGAAAAUCUCCCGCCUGCACCGUUUAAUCAAACGGGCUCUGUCUUCCGAGACUCCACUAUUCGUCAGACUUUACACAUGUCUAUUGGAGCAGAGCAGAUCCGGAUUCGAUUCUCCAAUGUCUUUGGGACCACCGAUUUACCCAUCACUGCUGUGACGGUUGCGCUUCCCGUUAAUGGCACUGCUGGUGUUAGUGCAAUUGAACCUUCAACUCUCCAGACCGUUACCUUCAGCGGUAACUCUUCUGUGAUCGUCCCGAAUGGUGCACUCGUUGUAUCAGACCCAAUCAAUUUCCGCAUCCAACCACAGUCGAUGAUUACUGUGACGAUGUUCCUCCAAGAUGGUCAAGCGAGCAACGCCAUUACCUCUCACCCUGGUAGUCGGACGACGAUUCAUUUCGUGAACGGUAACCACGCCACAGAUACCAACCUUACGAAUCCCACAACUGUACAGCAUUGGUACUUUGUCAUUGCUGUCGAAGCUUGGGUGCCCCAGAACAAUGUCGCCUUUGCCAUCGUUGGAGACAGCAUUACUGACGGGCGUGGCAGCGACCCUGACCACAACAAUCGCUGGCCCGACCUGGUUCUGGCUCGUAUGCAAGCAAAUACGCCCACAAAGUCCAUCGCUGUGGUUAAUCAAGCGGCCGGCGGUAACCGUAUCCUUGCUGACGGUCUGGGACCUAAUGCUCAAGGUCGCAUUGACCGUGAUGUCCUCGCUCAGUCUGGCGUCAAGUUCGCGAUGAUUUUCGAGGGUGUUAACGAUAUCGGUACCGCAGCCACUACUGCUUCCGUACAAGAUGCACUUUAUGACCGGUUGGUUAACGCUUUCCAGCAAAUCGCGACUCGCGUGCACGCUUUCGGCAUUCCAAUCUUCAUUGCCACAAUAACGCCGUUUGGGGCCCCGAGCGCUGCUAUACAGCCAUAUUCUGACCCCAAUCGCGAAAGGACGAGACAGAGAAUCAAUACUUGGAUCAGGGAUAGUGUCAGCACGGGGAUUUAUGAUGCGGUUGUGGAUUUCGAUGCGGCAGCCAAAGAUCCAAACAAUGGCACGCGGUUGAACCCCCAAUUCAACUCAGGGGACUUUCUACAUCUGAAUGUGGCAGGAUAUCAGGCCCUAGCCAACGUAUUCCCUCUGGAUGUGUUCGAAAAAUUCUCGUCGGGUGUGAGCGGCUUCACGUAGCGGAUAUAUGCAGUGAGAAACUGGGUUGUCACCGCUGUUUUCCCGAGCGCCAUCCUCCUGUUUCUCCUUCGGUGACGGGUUCAGAAUUUGGACAUAUUCCUACAUUGUCAAGCCAAGCGACGACGUACAAGAUAAUUAGUAAAUAAAAAAUACAAAGUCAAUGCAGACCACUUUUGAACC
Messenger RNA from Somion occarium, 1962 nucleotides. NCBI's taxonomy places the organism in Eukaryota, Fungi, Basidiomycota, Agaricomycetes, Polyporales, Cerrenaceae. The record is from the annotation of a GenBank genome assembly.